Pogona vitticeps (central bearded dragon) is the source of this 4787-nucleotide messenger RNA. The record is from RefSeq and is a predicted model, not a curated record. NCBI's taxonomy places the organism in Eukaryota, Metazoa, Chordata, Lepidosauria, Squamata, Agamidae.
AUGGGCUUUAUCUCCAUGGUCUCCCUUGGAGACUGGAAUUUAACGUGGUACACGGAGAACCCGGAUUUUACCCCGUGCUUUCAGAACACCGUCCUCGUCUGGAUCCCUUGCAUUUACCUCUGGGCUUGCUUCCCGUUCUACUUUGUGUCCCUCCGCAACCGCAACAAGGGCUACAUCCAGAUGUCACACCUCAACAAAGCCAAAACAGCCAUCGGCUUCUUACUAUGGAUAGUCUGCUGGGCAGACCUUUUCUACUCUUUCUGGGAAAGAAGUCGCCAUAUUUUCCAACCUCCAGUUUUCUUAAUUAGCCCUACACUUUUGGGUAUAACCAUGCUGCUUGCCACUUUUUUGAUACAGUACGAGAGGAUAAAAGGAGUCCAGUCUUCCGGAGUGAUGUUGCUUUUCUGGCUUAUCGCGCUCCUGUGCGCUGCCGUACCUUUUAGGUCAAAAAUCAUGCACGCCUCAAGCACGCCUGCAGGAGUCGAUGUGUUUCGCUACAUUACCUUCUACGUCUACUUCUCUUUGGUGCUAACUCAGCUUAUAUUGGCCUGCUUCCCAGAACGCCCGCCUUUAUUUUCAGAAACCGUUCAUGACCAUAACCCCUGCCCGGAAUCCAGCGCCUCUUUCCUCUCCAGGAUCACCUUCUGGUGGAUCACCGGGCUGAUGGUCCGGGGCUACCGGCAGCCCUUGGAGGCCAAGGACCUCUGGUCGCUGAACAAGGAGGAUACAUCGGAAGAGGUGGUUCCCGGUUUGGUGAAGAACUGGACGAAGGAAUAUGCAAAAGCCAAGAAGCUCCCGGAGCCGGUGAUGUACUCGCCCAAGGCGGCCACCCAGUCGGGCAACUCCCACGGGGACGGCAUGGAAGAGGCGGAAGCUCUCAUCAUCAAACCGUCUCGAAGGGAACGAGAGCCCUCCCUGUUCAAGGUUUUAUACAAAACGUUCGGGCCCUAUUUCUUCAUGAGCUUCCUCUUCAAGGCCUUUCACGACCUCCUGAUGUUUGCGGGCCCUGAAAUGUUGAAGUUGCUCAUUAACUUUGUCAGCGACCGAGAAGCCCCCAGUUGGCAAGGCUACCUGUACGCCGUGCUGCUCUUCAUCUCCGCUGGGCUGCAAACCUUGGUCCUCCACCAGUACUUCCACAUCUGCUUUGUGACCGGCAUGAGGCUCAAAACCGCCGUGAUCGGCGCCGUCUAUCGGAAGGCCUUGGUCAUCACUAAUUCUGCGAGGAAGACCUCAACCGUCGGGGAGAUCGUCAACCUGAUGUCGGUGGACGCCCAGAGGUUCAUGGACUUGGUGGCCUACAUCAACAUGAUCUGGUCUGCCCCUCUGCAGGUUAUCCUGGCGCUGUAUUUGCUGUGGCAGAAUCUAGGUCCCUCUGUGUUGGCCGGUGUGGCCGUCAUGUUGCUCCUGGUCCCAGUGAACGCCGUGAUAGCAAUGAAAACAAAAACCUAUCAGGUUGCGUACAUGAAGAGUAAAGACAACCGGAUCAAGCUGAUGAAUGAAAUUCUCAACGGGAUCAAAGUGCUCAAGCUUUACGCCUGGGAACUGGCCUUCAAAGACAAGGUCCUGGAGAUUAGGCAGGAGGAGCUGAAGGUGCUCAAGAAGUUGGCCUACCUGGCCGCCAUCGGGACGUUCACGUGGGUGUGCGCCCCGUUCUUGGUAGCUUUAUCAACGUUUGCUGUUUAUGUGACAGUUUCUGAGCUGAACGUUCUGGACGCCCAGAAGGCCUUUGUCUCCCUGGCGCUCUUCAACAUCCUCCGGUUCCCCCUCAACAUGCUUCCGAUGGUCAUCAGCAGCAUCGUCCAGGCCAGCGUGUCUCUGAAGCGCCUCCGAGUGUUCCUCUCCCACGAAGAGUUGGAUCUGGACAGAAUCGUCCGAGGUUCCAUCAAAGACGUGGACGGCAACAGCGUGGUUGUGAAGAACGCCACCUUCAGCUGGUCCAGGAGCGACCCGCCUUCGCUGCAUAACAUAACUUUCGCAGUCCCGCAGCGCCGCUUGAUUGCCAUCGUCGGUCAGGUUGGCUGCGGCAAAUCGUCCCUGCUCUCGGCGCUUCUGGGGGAAAUGGAAAAGCGAGAAGGUUUCGUCUCUAUUCAGGGCUCAGUCGCCUAUGUCCCUCAACAAGCUUGGAUCCAGAACGCGACUCUGGAGCAGAACAUCCUCUUUGGGAUGGAAAUGAAGGGGAGCCAGUAUAAGAGGGUGCUGGAGGCCUGCGCCCUGCUGCCGGAUCUGGAGAUUUUCCCAUCAGGAGACCAGACCGAAAUCGGAGAAAAGGGCGUGAACCUGUCCGGUGGCCAGAAGCAACGGGUCAGCCUGGCUCGGGCGGUCUACUGCAACGCUGACGUUUACUUGCUGGACGACCCCUUGUCGGCUGUCGACGCCCACGUCGGGAAACACAUUUUCGAGAAGGUCAUCGGGCCCAGGGGACUCUUGAAGAACACAACCCGGAUUCUAGUCACCCAUGGGGUGAGCAAUUUGCCCCAGAUGGAUACAAUCAUCGUGAUGACCCAGGGCAAAAUAUCUGAGAUGGGCUCGUACCAAGAGCUGCUCAAGCAGGACGGCGCCUUUGCGGAGUUCCUGCGUACGUACGCCAGCGCCGAGCAGAACAUGGACAGGCACGAUACCAACAGUCCAGUCACGAAAGAAGAAAAACACGUGGAAAAUGGGGUCCUCGCGAAUGAAUCCUCGGGAAAACCAGUGAUCAGACAGCUCAGCAAUUCAUCCACCUACAGCAGCGAGACCGGAAAAUCUGUGCAGCAGAACAGCACGGCGGAGCUUCAGAAGGUGCCAGCAGAGAAAAGUGCCUGGAAAUUGACAGAAGCCGAUACGGCCAAGACCGGGAAGGUGAAGCCCACCGUCUACUGGGAAUACAUGAAGGCCAUCGGGCUCUUUGUCGCGUUCCUGAGCAUCUUCCUCUUCAUCUGCACCCACGUGGCCUCUUUGUCUUCCAACUACUGGCUGAGCUUGUGGACGGACGACCCCGUCGUCAACGGGACCCAGAGAAACACGGACCUCCGCCUGACGGUCUAUGGGGCGCUGGGGCUCUCCCAAGGCAUCAGCGUCUUCGGCUACUCCAUGGCCCUGUCGAUGGGAGGGAUCUUCGCCUCUCGCUGGCUUCACCUGGACCUGCUGUACAACGUCCUCCGCUGCCCGAUGAGCUUUUUCGAACGGACGCCCAGUGGGAACUUGGUGAACCGCUUCUCCAAAGAAAUGGACACCAUUGACUCCACCAUCCCCCAGAUCAUCAAGAUGUUCAUGGGCUCCCUGUUCAACGUCAUCGGGUCCUGCAUCAUCAUCCUCUUGGCCACUCCGGUCGCUGCCGUGGUGAUCCCACCUCUGGGGUUCGUGUACUUCUUUGUGCAGCGCUUCUACGUGGCCACCUCCCGCCAGCUGAAGCGCCUGGAGUCGGUCAGCCGCUCCCCCAUCUAUUCCCACUUCAACGAGACGCUCCUGGGCGUCACCGUCAUCCGAGCCUUCGGAGAGCAGGAGCGCUUCAUCCGGCAGAGCGACCUGAAGGUGGACGAGAACCAAAAAGCCUAUUUCCCGAGCAUUGUGACCAACAGAUGGCUUGCAAUCCGGCUGGAGUACGUCGGGAACUUCAUUGUCCUCUUUGCUGCUCUGUUUGCAGUCAUCGCUCGGCACAGCCUCAGCCCAGGGCUGGUGGGCCUCUCCGUCUCAUACGCACUGCAGAUCACUACUUACUUAAAUUGGUUGGUCCGGAUGUCGUCCGAGAUGGAAACAAACAUCGUAGCCGUGGAAAGAGUGAAGGAGUACUCUGAAAAAGAAAAAGAGGCAGAAUGGACCCUCAAGCCGGCCACCCCACUGCCGAGCAACUGGCCGCACGAAGGCAAGGUGGAGUUCCGAGGCUACAGCCUUCGCUACAGAGACGACAUGGACCUGGUGCUGAAGAACAUCAACGUCACCCUCAACGGAGGAGAAAAAGUGGGCAUCGUGGGGAGAACCGGAGCCGGGAAGUCGUCCCUCACCCUCGGCUUGUUCCGGAUCAAUGAGGCGGCCGAAGGGGAGAUCCUCAUCGAUGGGGUCAACAUUGCGAAGAUCGGGCUCCAUGACCUCCGCUUCAAGGUCACGAUUAUCCCCCAGGAUCCCGUCCUGUUCUCUGGCUCCCUGCGGAUGAAUUUGGAUCCGUUCAACCAGUACUCGGACGACGAUGUCUGGACGUCUUUGGAACUGGCUCACUUGAAAAGCUUCGUGUCGACCCUCCCCGAUAAGCUCAACCACGAGUGUUCGGAGGGCGGGGAAAACCUCAGCAUUGGGCAACGGCAGCUCUUGUGCCUCGCCCGAGCUUUGCUUCGGAAGACCAAGAUCCUCGUCCUGGACGAAGCCACGGCAGCCGUGGACCUUAAAACGGACGACCUCAUCCAGGCCACGAUCCGGACUCAGUUUGACGACUGCACGGUCCUGACGAUAGCCCACCGUUUGAACACAAUCAUGGACUACACACGGGUGAUUGUUCUCGAUAAAGGCGAAAUUGUGGAGAGCGGAUCGCCUGCCGACCUCAUUCAGAAGAAGGGCCUCUUCUAUAGUAUGGCCAAGGACUCUGGCUUGGUGUGAUGUUGCAGGUCCCCUCGUUUUUUGGGGGGUGGGGUGUAAAGCCCAGAAGAGGACAGGUGAACCAUCGUUCCCUGGCGGAGGUGUGCAUCCAUCCAAAGACCUUUGCCACGAUACGGAAGCCAAAUAAUUUUCCUUAAGAAGCUUGAUGGUGUGACUUGAAGAAACACAACCUCCUUCCUUUCCACACAGAGACACACACACCCCACCCCUCCCUCCCUCGU